AUGGAGCUGGCCUCUUACGACGUCGCGGCAGCGCGUCUUGCGUCGAAUGUCGAGCCCCUACUGGCCGAGACGCGCGCGCAUCUUCUCCGCAAAGAGCCGGACCGUGCGCGCUUGAGCUUUCUGCGUCUCCCCGAGCUGGAUUCGCGCUGUAAAGUGUAUCUCGAGGCCACCCUUCGGGACUUCUAUGCGGCUGGAUCGUUUGAUGUUCCUGUGUUACUGACGUUCCUGGAGGCGCUGCCCAAUUGGCACUGGACUCUGGAUGGAUGUGCCGUGCUGCAGAGCGUGAGCUGCGCGUUGCGGGCGCCUAGCAGCAGCGCGGACGGAGGCGGAGACGCUCUCCGAGCUCUGGAAGCCAGACAACGCAAGUUCCCGCAGCUUCCGCUAGCGUUUUUCCUGUUGAAACUCAUGAGCCACUUGGAAGGCAGUGCCCGGGUGAGAGCGGAGAGCUAUUGGUACGCGUGGGUGAGUCCCACGCUGCGGGCGGUGGCCUGUGGACAGCCGGUGGAGCUCAAGAUCUUGUCAAGAACUGGACGUAGUGAGUAUUGUGUUGGUGAUGCCAGCAAAGAAGAGCUCUUGUAUGCUCCUGGUGACGCUGGAACAUUUGAUAACGACCGACGCCAUGCGUUGUGCUGGGUGGGAGACGAGACAGAGCACGUGGUCGCUCCGUGGCCAGCGGAGAAAGAUCGGACCAAAGCACAGUGGCGGUUGAUCCCCUCGGACGUGCAUGCUGAUACGUUCUUGGUGCAAAGUGUACGGUUCGAAGAGUAUCUGUAUGCUGCAGAUUAUGCGAAGUUAAAAAAAGAUGGACGUGGGAAGACGAGAAGUCGCGUGUUUACGUGGAGAAAAACGGCUGAAUUGCCUGGACAAGCGGGAAAGUGGCAGCUUGUCGCACUGAGUAUCGAGGAGAGAGAUGUGUUUGCAUUGUACAAUCCGUAUCAGCGCGAGUUUUUGUACGCACCGACAGCAGAUGUGAUGGACAGUAAGAGACGUCACGUACUCACGCGAACUGCGCCAGAUGGGGGUAGCGAAACACCGGCAGAGGAAGGAGGAGCGAUGUGGUGUGCUUGGCGUAUUGCUCCGGCGCAACAAUCGCCAAUGGAACGAGGCGUAGAAGCGUUCUUUGCCAAGCAAUACCCCGCAGCAGUCGAGCAGCUUACCCUUGCCCUAGAUGAUCUGCCCGACAACACUGAACAUGUCAAGUGCUUUGCGUACCGCAUGACGGCAAAUUUGCGUCUUCGAAGAUUCGACCUAGUGGCCCCGGACUUUCAAGCCAUUCAAGCACUAGGUGGCGAUAAAGCUGCUAUUUUUCACGGACUUGCACACUUGUGGGAGGAAAACGCGAACUAUCUUGCGGUCAUGGCAAGCUCAUCGCCGGAACUGCAAAUUCAGGCAAUUGAGAUCGCGACGUCACCUGAGAACCCUUUUUUCAUGCGCCACCAGCUUUCAAAGGGCGAUGACCUGUUCGUCCGCCGAGAUUUUCAAGCUGCGAUUGUAUGUUACCGGGAGGCUGCAACGUGUACUUCGACCAUUGCUUCUUCGCCAUUUGAAGACUGCAGCGUAGAAGACUCCGAGACAACCCGUCAACGUGUUCGUGCUUAUGUGUCAUGCGCCAAGUGUUUCUUUGUGCUGGAUGAAAUAGAGAAUGCGUGGCAGUACUUGAGCAUAGCACAAGACAUCACCAAUGUGUCGGUCGAGGGUGAGGCUGCUAUUUUACUUUGGAAAGGCAAGUGUCGUCGAUCUCAUAAGAUGUACGAUGAAGCUUUUCAAUUGCUAGAAAGGGCAUUUGACCGUGCAAGCGUAGCAUCGGCAGCUGCUGUGAGCUCACGAUCGUCAGCGGCUGGUGUACCCAUGACUGCUACAGUAUUGAAACGAUCUAUCCUUAUGGAGAUGAAGGUGGUGGGGCUGCUACGUCAAGGAGUCUACGACAUUUUGCUUUCUGUCGAGGAGAACGGGGACGAAGCUGCACUGAUUGAUGGUAAUAGUGUCCGUGAGGAGCAGGAAUUGGCAGCAGGUAAAGAUGCCUCGAAAACACUAGCACAGAUGGUGGAAGUGUUCCAUUGUCCACUGAGCUUGGAACUGAUGGAUGAUCCGGUUACCACACCUGACGGCAAUACGUAUGAACGAUCAAUGAUUGAACAGCACCUUGAAGUGAAUGGAUGUUUUGAUCCCUUGACACGUGCACCACUGACGAAGUCACAGCUCCAUACGAAUCGUGCGCUAAAGCAGCUUAUGGAGACGUUGCUGAGCGACCACCGACUAGGACGACUACUUGCGUCGUGCUCAACGUAA
Messenger RNA from Peronospora matthiolae, 2289 nucleotides. NCBI's taxonomy places the organism in Eukaryota, Oomycota, Peronosporomycetes, Peronosporales, Peronosporaceae. The record is from the annotation of a GenBank genome assembly.